AUGGCCCAGGAAAUCGACAUCCCUACCCGGCCAGAGGGCCAUGAAGGCUUGGACAAUCCAUUGAGAGCGAUCGUUGUGGUCAACUCUCCUGAUGUUCCGGACGGUGACAUGGAAGAAAGGAUGCUAGACUGUAUCCAGACGUUUGAUGAGGUUGAUAAGUUUUUCGAUGCAUUUGACGAGAAAGUGGCAUAUCCAAACGAAAAUCACAUCAAGUAUGAGGUGGGAAGUGAUGGGCUUGUUGUUGUGGUUGUUGACACACUCAAGUUAAGAGAUGAAGUAUUGAAGUUCAUUGAUGGGUAUGUUGCUGAGUUUGGCGAUGAACUUGACGACGAGGUCGACGAGGAGGAUGAGAAUGAUGCUGUGGAUAGGAAAAAGGCUAGAAAAUAA
Messenger RNA from Clavispora lusitaniae ATCC 42720, 387 nucleotides. RefSeq lists its product as uncharacterized. NCBI's taxonomy places the organism in Eukaryota, Fungi, Ascomycota, Pichiomycetes, Serinales, Metschnikowiaceae. The record is from RefSeq and is a predicted model, not a curated record.